Molecule: messenger RNA, 1613 nt
Organism: Arabidopsis thaliana (thale cress)
Lineage: Eukaryota; Viridiplantae; Streptophyta; Magnoliopsida; Brassicales; Brassicaceae
Gene: TRM11
Exons: 4
Coding region: 97-1455 (452 amino acids)
Source: RefSeq, marked reviewed
CUCUAUCUCUCAAUAUAUCUCACACAUCAGACAUCACUCAUAUCUUUAGAUUCACAUUAAUGCUUUUCAACUAAAUCCUCUUCGUUUGAUUCUCCGAUGACGUCCAUCAGUUCCUCCGAUCACCCCCUUCCGGUGAGCAAGAAACGAUUAAAGCCAUUGAUAUUACGAGAUUUCCUUCUCGAUGAUCUCAGCUCUUGCUCAUCCAACGGCUUCAAAUCUUUCCCUCGUCUCCUCAACGCUGAGAUCCAACGGUCAGGAAUGUUCCACCACAAUCGCCGUAUUACCUGCGGAUUAGCGUUUAGUCACGCCGUUCAUAAAGCUUCGACGGCGUUACUCACCGCCGUUAAACUCUUGCCCUUCCCUUCCUCCGUUAAAUCUCAGUCUCGUGAUAGAGAUAACAAGAAAGGACUUUUCUCAAGAAGCUUCUGGAAGAAACUUUCCCGACGUGAACUUAACGUCGACGUCGGAGAGAAGGAACGGAGAACGGAUGAUCGUGAAGAGGAGAUCCAACGGUGUAGAUCAUUCGCGGAGUUUCUUCAAGAGAGUCAAGAUCAACUGUCUGAUCAGAUUUAUUAUAUUUCUCCGACGGAUUUAUUUUCCGGUGAAGCAACAUUGUCAAAGGACGCCGUCGGUGACUCGUCGAGUUUUAGUAGCGAGGACUCGGAAGUGACUCAGUCAUCAAGCGGAGUAAUAGUAGUUAUGAUGAGUGGGGAUUGUGUAGGGUCACAUGUUAGUGACGGAUCGUCUCUCAACGACAACACAGAGAUUUUUCUUCGUGGCUUCGAAAGCGGAUUCUACGGACAAUAUCACUCACUUCCCAACGUCAAUUUGGUCCAUUUAAAAUUCGAAUGCGAGAACGAAGAAAAAGAACAACUCAGUCCAAUAUCGAUAUUAGAUUGCCCAUUCCAAGAUGAUGCAAUUAGUCCUCCAUCGCAUCACAAGGAAACAUAUGAGAAGAAACAGAUGAGAAAAAGAAGAAGAUUAGAGAGUUUGGUACGGCUUGAGCCAGUGGAUUUAGAGAAACGCAUAGAGAAAUAUGAGGAAAGACAAGAUUACAAAUCUCACAUUAUAGAAAUUGAAGAAGAUCAAUCCGAAAUCCGAGCAAACCGUUUGUUUGCUCUAGUGAAGUCUAGAAUAAUCGAGGAACAAAACCAAUUACUGGCAUCUCAUGUAGUAGACAAUGUGUUGCUAGAUUUUUUCAAAGAAAACAAUAAUAAUGAGACAAGAGACGAGGAUAAGUUGGUGGAGAUAGUUGAAGAAUGGGUGAUGAGGAGACAAGACGAUGAAUAUAAUAUGUUCAUGAGUUGGAAAGUGAGCGAGAAAAGAGAGAUUUAUGUGAAGGAAAUGAAAUGGGGUUGUAUCAAUGGGGAUGAGAAAGAGUAUGUGGUCGAAGAGUUGGGGAAUGGUUUCCUCACUUCCUUGGUUGACGAACUUAUCCAUGAUAUAUCCUUGUGAAACUGUUUUCUUUGCCACAUAUGUAUGUAUUAUACUAUAUGCAUUACUAAAUUUAUGAUAUAUAGUGCUAUUAUCUUUGUAAAUGGUAUGACAUAUAUUGUCUGAAUGUUUAAUGAGUAAUGAGAGAUUGAUGAAACAAACAAAAACUUCUAAACUUU